Messenger RNA from Cannabis sativa, 1702 nucleotides. Its product is annotated as serine/arginine-rich splicing factor SR34A. Gene Ontology annotation, cellular component: cytoplasm; ribonucleoprotein complex; nucleus. The transcript is spliced from 14 exons. NCBI's taxonomy places the organism in Eukaryota, Viridiplantae, Streptophyta, Magnoliopsida, Rosales, Cannabaceae. Bases 522 to 1391 code for a protein of 289 amino acids. Gene Ontology annotation, molecular function: mRNA binding. The record is from RefSeq and is a predicted model, not a curated record.
ACUGCAGUUUAUAUCACCGCAAACGGUUCCAGAUUCUCUCUUCUCUCUCACUUUUUUCGGCUGUUCCAGAAAACCCUAGCUCUCUCGAGUUCUGCAGCUACUUCUCAUCCUGACUGUGCUCUCACUUGAGAAAAGGCUCGCCAAUUCUUCAAUCGGUUCCAGGAAUCUCCGAUUCGGUGCGGCGGUGUUUCUCAAUUCUCGCUCAUUUAUAUGACAAGCGCUUGGACAAAUAUGAGCAUUGCAAUCAUACAUAGGGGUAUAGAGAGGGAUGGGGAGAUUCAAUGUGGAGUUAUGGGUGUUAGUUUUUAUAAUUGGAGUUCUUGCUCUUGCUCACUCUCAGAAGAUCUAUACAUACAUCUGCUAAUAUUCUGGAGAGGAUGAGGAGAUCAAAUUUUAUUUCAAUAUAUUUAUUGCUUUGGAGCAUCUUGGAGCAAAUGAGCAAUGGAGCUUGUGGAGCACGGCUCACCUCGAGGAUUGCUCUCUUGUGAGAAACUUGCAUAAUCAAUCUUCUUGUUUCAAAUAUGAGUGGCCGCUUUUCUCGCACUAUUUAUGUCGGCAACCUGCCCUCAGAUAUAAGAGAGUGGGAAAUUGAAGAUCUGUUCUAUAAGUAUGGUCGUAUAGUAGAUGUUGAACUGAAGAUACCACCUCGUCCUCCAUGCUAUUGUUUUGUUGAGUUUGAGAGUUCUCGAGAUGCAGAAGAUGCAAUCAGGGGUCGAGAUGGGUAUAACUUUGAUGGUUGCCGCUUAAGGGUUGAGCUUGCCCAUGGUGGCAGUGGUAGAGGGCCAUCUUCUAGUGAUCGUCGAGGUGGCUAUGGUGGCGGUGGUGGUAGUAGUGGCGGUGGCGGUGGGACUGGGCGCUUUGGUGUCUCUCGGCAUUCUGAGUUUCGAGUUAUUGUGCGGGGACUUCCUUCUUCUGCGUCAUGGCAAGAUUUGAAGGAUCAUAUGCGCAAAGCUGGUGAUGUAUGUUUUGCUGAGGUUUCUCGUGAUGGUGAUGGGACUUUCGGUCUAGUGGAUUAUACUAAUUAUGAUGACAUGAAAUAUGCUAUUCGGAAACUUGAUGAUACUGAAUUUAGAAAUCCAUGGGCAAGAGCUUAUAUCAGGGUCAGGAAAUUUGAAGCCAGUCCUUCCAGGAGCGUAAGUAGAAGCCGCAGCAGGAGCAGAAGUCCAAAAAGGAACCGCAGUAAAUCUGUGGACCGGUCAUCAGUAUCAAGGUCUAGAUCGAGGUCGAGAUCGAGAUCGAUGUCUAGGUCUAGAUCUAGAUCGCCUUCUCCCGUCAAAUCUUCGAGGCCAAGAUCAAGAUCAAGAACAAAAUCAAGAUCGAGAUCAAUGUCAAGGUCAAGAUCAAGAUCGAGGUCAGGAUCUCCUCGUCCAGCGCGGUCUGGCAGCGGUUGAUCCUUUAUCGAGCAAGAAUAUGCAGCGGAGUUGGCGCUAGUAGAGAAAGAAUUAUUAAAAAUAUAUAUGAGUGUGGUCUCUUUUGUUAUAAAUUUCUUUAGGAGAACCCUUAUUGUUGAGUAUGAGUUUGUAUGACUUACAACUACACACAGGGCUUUGCUUGGCUGUUGGUUGAUAUUGGAUUUGACUAUCUAUUUUAGUGUAUUUUAUAGUAACUGAUUAUAUUAGCUGUGACUAUGAGUUUGAUGGAAAUUUGUGAAACUUUGUAUCCUGGAUUUUUUUUUAAAGAAUUUCAAACCUUUUUUUUUUAA